CCCUCCCCUUCGGAUUCUCCCCACACGGCGGCGGCAACCCCGGCCUCCACUUCGCGUGCUAAUACACACGCGGCACGCUUACGCCUACCGCGCAGGCAGGCAGUGGCACUCGGAACGCAGCCACUGUCGUUCCACCAGGCAUGGCACAGGGCUCUUCUACUUCAUUAUGGCAGCAGCGCGACACAGCACUCUCGACUUCAUGCUCAGCGCCACAGCUGAUUGUAAUGCCAUUGUUAAAGGUCUACAGUCCAUCUUCCAAAAGGAGGGAAUGACAGAGACUAUUCAUAACUGGGAAAAUCAUGGUUACCUAGCAACAUAUGUCAAUAAAAAUGGCUGCUUUGCGAAUCUGAGAAUUUAUCCUCAUGGUUUGGUUUUGGUUGAUGUACAGAGUUGCAAUGAUUUGAAUGAGAGAGAAGAAAUAGAACAGCUUCUAAAUAAAGUAGAAGAAAAAAUGAAAGAACUCUUUCAUAAAAGUAUCAAAAGGAUAAAACGCUUGCCAGUCAUUAUGAGAGGGGAUGCCAUUGAUAGAUACUGGCCUACAGCAGAUGGGCGAUUGGUGGAAUAUGACAUAGAUGAAGUUAUAUAUGAUGAAGAAUCAGCUUAUCAGAAUAUUAAAAUUUUACACUCAAAACAAUUUGGAAAUAUUCUUAUCCUCAGUGGGGAUGUUAAUCUGGCAGAAAGUGACUUAGCAUAUACAAAAGCUAUAAUGGGGAGUGGAAAGGAAGAUUACACCAACAAAGAAGUGCUCAUUCUUGGAGGUGGUGAUGGAGGAAUAUUGUAUGAAAUUGUUAAAAUGAAACCAAAGAUGGUCACCAUGGUAGAGAUUGACCAAAUGGUGAUUGACGGGUGUCGAAAAUACAUGCGUAAAACAUGUGGAGAUGUCUUGGACAAUCUAAAAGGAGAAUGCUAUCAGGUAUUAAUAGAAGAUUGUAUCCCAGUCCUGAAGAGAUAUGCCAAAGAAGAAAGAAUGUUUGAUUAUGUAAUUAAUGACUUGACAGCUGUUCCAAUCUCUACAUCUCCAGAAGAAGAUUCCACAUGGGAGUUUCUACGAAUGAUUCUGGACCUUUCAAUGAGAGUCUUGAAACCUGAUGGAAAAUAUUUCACCCAGGGAAAUUGUAUCAACCUCACAGAAGCCUUGUCUCUCUAUGAAGAACAGCUUGGCAGAUUAUAUUGUCCUGUGGACUUCUCAAAAGAAGUUGUAUGUGUUCCCUCAUACAUGGAGCUAUGGGUAUUUUAUACUAUUUGGAAGAAGACUGAUAUUUGAAGCAGAAAGUCUGCACUACACAUGCUGCAUGAAAUCUGUAGGCUUGCCACAUGCUUUGUCUUGGCAUCUUGACUCUUUAAAUUAUAUGCUGUAGAUGAUUUUGAAAAUUAGUCACACUAUCAGUUGAUAAUUCUUUAAUUUUUAUUAUUUUAAUUUAAAAGCAAAUGCAAAAUGUAUAUUUUGAUGAACUAGUAUGUUAGUUUUGAAAGUCAACUUAGCUGAAUAAGCAACAAAAUUAUAGCUGCUGAAUGCACUGAACCUUUAGAAUGUGAUCAUUUUAUUAUGUUUAUUUUAGAACUUUGAACACCAGUUUUAAAAGUCAAUAUUAGCAUUUAGUGUGAUUCUGUAGAUGUUUUUUUCUUCAACAUUCAUCAGUUUAACAGUCAUGGUGUGACUUAUGCAUUGUCAAAUGAUCACUGUGCUUCCCUGAAAGAAAUUAAGAGAAAUGUUAUUUUUUUAAUAAUACCGUCUAACUCACUGGGACGUUUUACAAUAUGUAAAAAAGUUCAGCAUGAAAAAGUGACACAAAAGCACCAUCAUAAUUUACCAUCAUGGUAGUGUUAAAACCUGUGAUUUUGCUGGAUAAGAAUUACCAUGAAAGUACUUGACCCUAGUUAUGAACUAUUUAGUUUCUUUUUUCAUCACCUGUUUUUCAAUUUAGAAAGAUAUAAAUUGUUAUCUUCCCAUCCACAAAGAGAUUUACAAGAUACUUAAUAAUGGUAUAGUGAUGUACCAUUAUUAGUAACCAUUAUUGUAUGCCAUCCAGAGUCGCUUGUUGUGAGAUGGGUGACCAUAUAAAUGUGAUUGAUUGAAUAAAUAAGUGAAUUAACUAGUAUGUAGUGAAAUGUCAAUCAAAAUCAGUCUGUGUAUUUAUUGUAAGUAGGGUAGAAUAGUAGAUCAAACAACUGUUAAAGCUAUGGAGUGGACUAUUUUUCCAAAUUAAAUAUGAAAAGUUGAAAUAUAUGUAAGAGUUCUUAGUGAUUACAUGCCCUUUUAGCUUUGAUAUUAAUAUUCCUAGAGUGAGAAAUGUACAUUAAAAAUAAACAAUAUGCUUGAAACUCACCCUUUACCAGUUUUAUCUAUGGUAAAUGGGAGAUUCGUUUGUAUAGCACAAGGCAUGUCUCAUUUCAUUCAGUGUGAUCUGGACCUAAGACAUUUCUGAUGUACCAUGUCGAACUGAGUCAUUUAUGAAUCCUAUAUUUAUAUUUUGUGCCAGUUGAGCCCAGCCAUAUGGAUGGGAUAAAUCUUACUGACCUUAAGCCAUCAAUUAGCACAUAUGCUAUUUGAAUAUGCAUGUGGAAACCUAUUAGAUUAUUGGAUCAAUGUCUCCCCGUAUGCUUCUGCACAUGGUGUGAAAUUAUAUUUUUGUAAACUCUUUGUGUGUUCUGAUUUUUUGUUUGCUCAUUGUGUUGCUAUAAGCAGAUCCUUAAAAUAGUUGAGAAAUAGUUUCUUAUUGUAAUGUUGAUGCAAUAAGAGAGCAAGAGUGAAUUCAAAUGUACCAUUCUUUUUUUUCAGUCUUAAAAAUAAUUCAAUAAAAUUAUUUUCUUGUUAAUUAAAGAAGACUGUUUAUAGACUACCUCCCAAAAUACAGUGUGAAGACACUCUUCCCUUCAUUUUUGUGAAAGAUCAACAUGCUACAUAGAGAAAUUAAGAGAUAAUUUCCUGAGGUAGUUAAGAGAAGAUAGUCUAUUAUAAUCCAUGAUAAUCCUGAUAGGUAUUGAAUUUUAUUAACACUGGAAUUUACGAUGUUGAAUUUCUCAUAUACCAACAAACUAGACAAUAUAAAGAAAGCUAUAUUACAAUUUCUGAAUUAUGUGUUGAAUAAAGCCAUUUAAUAAACUAUGAUGAGCAAACUUUCAAUUAAUCGUUUUGAUGAAUGAAAAGCUAUCUUUUAUGUAAAUUUACCUAGAGUUUUGUAGGCAAACAUGAAUGGAAAGCAUGAAUCAACAUUUAAUACCGUGUUUCCCCGAAUAUAAGCACCUCCCCAAACUAAGACCUACCCUAAUUUUUUGGGGGGGGGGCUAAUAUAAGCCUUACCCCCAAAAUAAGCCAUAGUUAGGACCCUGCCCACUCCGUCACACCUCACUGCCACAAUGGGGCAGGAGGCCGCACGGCACAUUGCGUCGCUGCCGCCACAAUGAGGUGAGGCAGUAGAGGGUGGAGCUACCCCAUGUGACCUGCACCUGCUUACUGGUACUUCAGGGUCCCCCCCAGCCCAUUCCUUGAUUGGUGACCUUUCACUUGCCUCCCGAGCUGGACUGCCAUGCUACAGCGGAUGGGAUGAAUGGGGUAGGCUCGGACCCCCUCCGCUGUUUCAGAGCCAAGGGGGAGUGAUGGCAAAUGGCUCCACUGCUGCUGUGCACCGCUGGAGGGGCUUUCUUUAAGCUUCGCCCUGCAGAUCACAUGCCCAGGCGCAGCCACCGCCUCUUUGUCCUCCACCAACUCUCCCAGCCACCUGCCUCUGCCAGCCCAUUGUCGCCUGUCUCAUGGAGAAGGCAGCAACUCUGCGCAGAGAUGCAGAGCAGAGAACACUUGCUUGCUGCCUGCAUUGCCCCGCGUCUCCUUCUCCUUUUUGGAAAUGGCAACCCUGUUUCCUACCGCUUCUCCUCUUGCCACAUCUCCUCCCUCUUCCUGAAAACAUUUCUUUGCUAACUUGCUUUCCAGCUCUGGUGUGUUUCUUUUCUGCUGCAGGGAAACGGAGUUUGUGGGACUAAAAAAAGUUCAGUCAGAACUUCCAACUUCUUGUGGGGAAAAAAAAAAAAGAUUCCGCUUGGGAGGAGAGUGAAAGUUGCUGGUCAAGGAAUGGCCUGGCAGGGGGGGCAGUUCCACCCCUCCCCCACCUGCCUCACCUCAUGGCACCGGUGCAAUGUGCUGCGUGGCCUCCUGCCACAAGUGGCCACAGCAGAAGUGGGCCGGCAGCCACGUGGGUUGCUGGAUGGGGCUGUUGGUGCCCCCGAGGCGAGGUAGGUGGCACGAAAAAUAUAAGACACCUGCAAAAUUAAGACCUAAUGCCUCUUUUGGAGGCAAAAAUAAUAUAAGACAGGGUCUUACUUUUGGGGAAACACAGUAGUGGUUUUAAAACACAGGUUUAUACAAAAUCAUUUUUCUGAAGAUCAGGUGGUAUUUAUUUCUUUUUUAAAAUUGGUGAUAAAAUAUUGCAGCUGAGAGAUCUAUAGAGAGCAAGUGGAACAUUUUAAAUAUCUAGGUUUGCAUUGAAUUGUACAAUACCUAUAUUUAUAUUUAAUUAUAGUAUUUUUUGAAAUACCCUCAUGUCUUAAUUUGAAAUUUUUUUGUUAAAUGUAUUUGCCACCUAUCUUGCCAGGGGGCUACUCUAGACAGAAGUCAUACAAGACUUAUAAUGAACCUAGAGCUACCUUUAUAAAAUACAUGGAACUAGUUUCUUCCACUUUCCUAAAAAAAGAGGAAACAAUUUUGAUUCAUUGAUACCUAGGUUGUGGAAUAUUUCCAGCAGUUUCACUUGCACAUAAGAUAAUGUUUCAGGAUUUUAUUUCAGAACUGAAAUCAACAUGGGUUCUCAUUUUAAAGUAUUCCCUUCUUGCCCUAAUUUUUAUUCUUGUUAUAUUGGAAUAGAAUGUAAUGGUUAUGUUGGGAGAAAUAAUAUAUUUUUAGUUCAAAGAAUGUUUUGUGAAAGUCUUAUCUAGUCUGGAGGCCUCCCAUAAUACAUAGCUGUUUACCAAACAACCUUUUCUGUUGGUUGAAUAGAUUGAGGAUAAAUUGAAAUGUUAAAACCUUGUUUUAAAUAAACCAUCUCUGUAGUUGCAUUGCACUUGUUUUCCCUUUUGUGAGGAUAAGAUUUUGAGAAGUUACCUUUGACAGAUGAAUGCUUUUCAGAAUUUUAUUUACACAUUUAACUGGCAUAUCAUUGAGAUGGCCUCUUCAUAUAGACACACCAGAAUCAAACAUGGCUGCCCUGACUUCUCAGUUCUUGCUGCUUCCAUCAUUGUAGUUGAAUUUCAUUUUGUUAAGGGAAAUAAAGUUUGAUAACUAAUAUGACCUUCCUUAAAGAAACUGCUGGCGUUUGAUUAAUUACAGUACACUAGUUCAAAUAGAUAUGCCACAAUUACUGCACUGCCUAGAAUUGUUAUAUUCACUUUGGCCUCUAGAAUGCAAUAGCUAAAAUAAAGAUUUCACUUUCUAAAAUAAA
Messenger RNA from Crotalus tigris (Tiger rattlesnake), 5429 nucleotides. RefSeq names its product spermine synthase (gene SMS). NCBI's taxonomy places the organism in Eukaryota, Metazoa, Chordata, Lepidosauria, Squamata, Viperidae. Gene Ontology annotation, biological process: spermine biosynthetic process. Bases 167 to 1264 code for a protein of 365 amino acids. The record is from RefSeq and is a predicted model, not a curated record. Gene Ontology annotation, molecular function: spermine synthase activity. The transcript is spliced from 11 exons.